CGGGGAAUGACGAAGGCGGGGAGAGACUGGCUCGAGUCUAGCCACAACCAGUGAAAAGAUCGUUGAAGAACUCUGUUGUACACCUAUUCAAACGAAAACCAUUUUAAGAUGGCUAGCAAGUGGCAACCCAACAAACAACUAGGUCCACAAGAUCUGGAAACAUUUGCUGGUCAACGGGGUAUUCACUACAUUCUAUUUGCAUACAUCGAUAUUCUUGGCGUUCAUCGAGGUAAACUCGUCCCUAAAUCGGCUGUCAAUAAGCUGGCAGAGGAUGGAGGUCGUUUUGGUCAAAUAGUAUUCAGACAGUCUGCUGCCAAUCCCGAUAUGAUAGUUGUUCCUGACUUGACGACGCUCAUUCAAUUGCCCUGGAAGCCUGAGUUUGCGUGGGUGAUGUGUGAUCUGUAUAGUUCUGCAGGUGUGCUGUUUGAGGAGUCACCUCGUCUUGCUCUGAAACGACAGAUAGAGCGGCUGUCAAAACUGGGGAAAAACUGGGUACUCAAGUGUGGACUCGAAUUUGAGUUCUACUUGGUGAACAAGGAUGGAAGGGAUGUGGCUGACAAGUUGGAUGAACGUCCGGGUUACGGCUCUUGCUUUCGAACUGAUAGUCUGAUGAGAAGCUCAAAGGUUCUGACUCGGAUUUGUGAUGUCAUCGAUCAGCUUCAAUGGCAUCCAUACCAGAUAGACCACGAGAGUGGCAGCGGUCAAUACGAGAUAAAUUGUCAUUACACUGAUGCCAUGACAAUGGCCGAUCGCCACGUGUUCUUCAAAUACGUCUGCCAGAGCAUUUCUGAAGAGGAAGGUGUUCGUAUCACCUUCAUGCCCAAACCAUUUGAAGCCAAGUCUGGCAAUGGGCUGCACGUGCACGUCUCGAUCUGGGAAGGAGACAAAAACAUUUUCUUGGAUCAGUCGGGAGAGCUCGGUUUGUCACAGACAGCAUACUAUUUCCUUGCUGGAGUUCUUCACAAUGCCAAGGCCUUGUGUGCUAUUCUGUGUCCAACAGUUAAUAGUUACAAACGACUGGUAGCCGCAGGAUGGUGCCCCAACCGAAUUACCUACACAGGCGACAAUCGCUCUCACAUGAUAAGGAUCCCUGGUCCUGGUCGAUUUGAGAUACGUCUUGCUGAUGGUGCAGUCAAUGCAUAUCUUUAUCAGGCAGCCGUUAUUGCUGCUGGUAUUGAUGGUAUAGAGAGGAAGCUUGAUCCUGGUCGUCGAUGUGAUGGAGAUGGAUACAAGGGAGAACCAGAAGGGGCAGAGUACCUUCCACAGAACCUUUUGGAUGCAAUCAGAGAGCUGAAAAAGAAUCGCGUACUCUAUGAAGCAUUAGGAGUGGAUUGCAUGGAUGCCCUAACAACACGGAAGGAACAAGAAUGGCUGAGCUACAUGCGGCAUCUUACAGAAUGGGAAUGUACACACACUCUAGACUGCUGAACUGAACAAAACAAGAAUUGAGGCAAUGAAAUAGUUGUAUAUUUGUGUGACAUCGUCAAGUAUUCAGUCACUAAGAAUGAUAAAUUCACAGAAAUGCAAACUAAUUAAGUCAUUACACCAGUGCUAAUCAUGUGGUCUAUUAAAUGAUCAUAAAUAUUGUGAGAUGCUUUAGUCUGAGAAAUCUGAAGGCAGUUCACGUCAAUGCAAGAAAUCAGCUGCUAACAAAUCUACACACUGUAUCAUGAUAUAUGAUCUCUUGGUACGUACAUACCAAUCUAUGUAAACAGAUGUAUGAAUGCUCAUUCAAACUACUCAGUUGAA
Corticium candelabrum is the source of this 1749-nucleotide messenger RNA. RefSeq names its product glutamine synthetase-like. Gene Ontology annotation, molecular function: glutamine synthetase activity. The coding region runs from base 109 to 1428 and encodes 439 amino acids. Lineage: Eukaryota; Metazoa; Porifera; Homoscleromorpha; Homosclerophorida; Plakinidae. The transcript has 2 exons. The record is from RefSeq and is a predicted model, not a curated record.